AGAGGGGGAAAGGGAGCGUGUUUUACACACACACACACACACAGAGAGAGAUAGAGAGAGAGUGAGAUACCACAGCAGGCAGCAGCUUGACGGAGCACUGAGGACCUUUUCCUCUGAAGCCCCCUUGUGAAACGCUCCAGCUGAGAAGAAACUGCAUGUCAGCUGUUUGCUGGAGACCACUGCAAUCCGUCCUGGGUGCCUUGGAGAAGAAGAUCUAGGCGGCGUUGCCUCCCCCUGUGAUUGGCUGUCAGACUUCAGGCUCCCCCCUCCUUGCUCUGUCUCCCCUCUGCAACUCCCCCCCUUCUCCACACUGUCCUCAAGCUUACCUGAGACGGACAGCACAACUGCAGACACACUGGACCACUUCUCCCCCUCCUCCCCCUCCAGCUCCCACACACACACACACAAACUCUCUCCCCCUCUCUCUCUCUCUCUCUCUCUCUCUCUCUCUCUCUCUCACGCACGCACACACACUCUGCUUUUCACCUGGAGAGGGCAGACGCAAGGGACGGCAUGGGCAGCAGCAGCAGCAGCAGCAGCCUCUCCUCACAUCUAGUGGUGCCUCUCUGACUUGCCUCUUUCUGGGGAGAAGAGAGGAGCGCUGAAAAGAGCAUUUGGAGCCAUUGUCCCUCGGUGAAAGCAGGAGAGACGGGGGGGAGCGAGGGAGCACUUUUCAACCCGGGGACGGCGAAGGGAACACGCAACAUGAUUUUGGGAGGUAUAAACCGGGCCGGGGCAGCGGUGCCAACGUUCCUGCGUACCCCAACGGUGAUCCAGCCCCACCUGGACAUGAAACCCUUCCUGCAGUUCCCCAUGGAGACGCCCCCACCUCCGCACAGCAUGAGCCUCUUCCACAACUUCAACACGAUGGAUCCGGUGCAGAAGGCGGUGAUCAACCACACCUUCGGCGUUCCUCUGGUCAAGACCAAGCGGCCAGUCAUCUCCUGUAACGUCUGCCAGAUCCGCUUCAACUCUGAGAGCCAGGCGGAGGCCCAUUACAAAGGCAACCGCCACGCCAGGAGAGUCAAAGGCAUCGAGACCUCGAAGAGUCGUCCUCAGGAGGGGGACAAGCCUCAAACUGUCCCUCCUACCUCCUCCCCUUCUCCACCCGGGGCACCCAGCACUGCGCCUGACAGCGACCCCAGCAAACCAGAUGAAACACGGCCCCUGUCACAGCUAAACGGGCCCCUUCUGGCCCCUGGGCCCCUUCCUCCCCUCACCACCCCGCCUACUCCACCCAUGGACUCCCCUGCGCCCCCGGUGUGCCCCCUCCUGCCCACCCCUACUCCUCCCCUGCUCCCCCCUUCCUCCUCCCCAGGCUGCGGUGGUGGCAGCGCCAACCCAGAGCAGCCCGGAUCCGGACCCCCAGUUUCAGGAGCCCCAGGCGCCUCGGCCUCCAGCAGCCCCUCCAACCCGGAGACGGAGGAGGACAAGGCCAAGAAGCUGCUGUACUGCUCACUGUGCAAGGUGGCAGUCAACUCUCUGUCACAGCUGGAGGCUCACAACAAAGGAACCAAACACAAAACUAUUCUGGAGGCACGGAGCGGGCUGGGGCCCAUCAAGGCAUAUCCUCGCCUGGGCCCCAAGCCCAGUGGCGAGCAGGGAGGGGGGCCAGUGGACCCCAACACUCAGGAACGAACCUUCCACUGUGAGAUCUGCAACGUGCGGGUCAACUCUGAACUGCAGCUCAAACAGCACAUAUCAAGUCGAAGGCACCGGGACGGUGUGGCGGGCAAGCCUAACCCCCUCCUCAGCCGACACAAGAAGCACAGGGGAGCUGACCUCACGUCUUCUUUGACCUUCUCCAAGGAUCUCACCAAAGCUUUGGGUGCAGGGCUCUUGCCCAGCCCCUUGGCUGUUGCUGCAGCAAUGGCCGCUGCAGCUUCCUCAAACCCACUGGCUCUCCGUGCAGCAGCUCCCGCCCCCCACCCACACCACCACCUUUUGCAAGGCCCGCCUCUCAGCCAUGCCAUCCUGAGACCCGCCCCCGGGCCCAUCCGCACCACCCACGGGCCGAUCCUCUUCUCCCCUUACUGACACACCUCCUUUGACCUCGGCCAGUCAGGAACAGCCACUCCAAAAGCACACUGUGAAGAAAUAAACAUAAUCAACAGCAAUUGAUAGGGGAAAAAAUCCAACCAUUUAAUAAAUAUCUAGCUGAGAGAAAAGCAAGGGAAAAGAGCACCUGAAAGGAGGAGAAGCAUAUGUCUCUUUUUUCCCUUUACCUGAAGCUCUCCCUCCAUUUCAAAGACUUCUGAGUGAUCGGCAGAUGGAAUGAGCAGAGCAGAGAUAUUCAUUAUGCAUUGAACUCCCUUGUACAUCUCUCGCCUCCCCUCGCCCCUCUCCCUUGCACUGUGGCCCUGUCACGGUCGCAUCGAUAACUACAGAACAAACUGGCGACACAUGCGGAUCUUUCUAGAACACUAAACCACAGCUAGUGUUAAAUAAUUAUGCUGGGCCAAGUUGGUUUUUUCUCCAAGUCUUCAUGGUUCAAUGUGUUCUUCUCAUCCUAUGCACCUUCAGAAACCAAGACAAUAAUGUUAUGUCAGUAGGGUAGCUGCUUCCAUUGGUCUUUGCUAUAAUCCACGUGCGUGCGCCCCAUAGAGCUGUGGCGGCCUCCACGGUACUGUACAUGUCUCUCUCUGCGCCCGAGGCCCGCAGCACAGGCAACACUCUUCAACACGUGAUACUCGGUCCUCGCUAGAUACAACAUGACUUUAGCUGACGGGCAGGUGGUAGCUACAUCUGAACAUGUGUGAUGGUGGGGGGGUGAGAGAGCAGAAAAGUGACUGUAGGGGAUUGCACGCCCCUGUCAUUUCCUGGGAGGGUGAGGUGAGAGGAGGGUUGGCAUGGGUCAGUGGACUGAUUGACCUCAGGCAGCAUGCAGACACACACACACACACACACACACACACACACAGCCCCAAACGAAUCUGUGUUUCAAAAUAGACUGUACCAACAAAGACGGCCAGGGGCACAUCUGUCAACCUCCAUAACACUCCAGAAGGGCCUCACUGAAAGCGAGAGAUGGUAGGAGAAACCGCAGAAGUCAAACAUCGGUACAUACUGUACUGUUCUCACAUUAUUUGCCACAUAAUCACUAUUUUGACCCAAAGGAAUAGCUUGUCUGUAUGUUAGAUAGAUUACAUUUUAUGGCAAGUUAAAUAUUUGUGCUGCUUCUUAGGAUAUACAGUAGUGAGGACAUACUUCCUGUACUCUAAGAACUCAAAUCCUAUACUGUAAGAGCUGCACUCUGUCCAGAGUAUGGUUCAUAGACAUUAGGGGAGAAACUCUGGUGGUGAAUUCUGUUCACAUCCAGCAAUUAUAUAGCAAGGUCAUCCUCACAUCUCCCUGCUCUCCAUUCACAGGCUGAUUCACAGUGUAGGUGGUGAGAUAUGAAAAAGUGUGACCCUGUGUACCACGCUAUUUAUUUCCCCUUCUCCUCUCUGCAUGUGGCCUUGCACGGGAGUCCUGCAGGGUCAGACUUCUGCAUCACUGGGUUGACCUCUCCCCUUCCUGUCCUCCCCUCCUCCUCACCUCCCCCCGUCUUUCACACCCAAACGGUUUAUGUGGGGCACGCUGACAUUGACAGCCGUAAUGGUGCCAAUUAAAUGUCCGGGACGUCGAGAGGGAGGGAAUCAAAAGAGAAAAAGAGGAGAGCAAAAUGAGUUCGCAGUGGAAUGACGCUGAACAGGAGUGACGACCGAGCGAGAAGCCCAGCGAGGUCACCCCGAGCAGGACCCGCGAUGCCCCGGCCCAAGGCUCUCUAUUGAUACUUCCUGUCUUACAACUGAAAGCCAUGAAAUGCACCAUGAUUUGUUUUCCUUUACAGAGACUGGUGAAUGCUCUGUGUUUCGUUUUGGUUUCUUUUUUUUUUUUUUUUUUUUUUUAGUUGGGAUUGUUGGUUUGCAUUUGUAGCACAUAGAGUUAUAAGAGAACAAAAAUUAGCAACUGCGCACAUCAAGAAAAACCGAACAAACAUAUUUUUUCUAGGUGGGAAAUGUUGCAAACACACUCGGGAAGGGAAGAGAAGGAGGGGGUGGAGCGGUGCGAGGGUUGACGGUUUGAUUGCUGACCCAGACAAACGGACUGACCGACUCGGUGGGGAAGCCACAAAGGUAGCAAAGCAGACACAGACCUACACUGCUGAACACCUUCAAACUAUCACCCUGUUCCGAUUGAGAUGUACACUGUGCCCUUUCAUUGAGAAGCAAUGAGCUCUAAUGUCUUACCUUUGUCUGAAUAUUGCAAUGCAAUGAGCAAUUUUAAGCAGAGUGAGUUGUUGUAGUUGUGACAUGUUGUCCAGGGUCAUGUGUAAAUUGGCAGCAUGCCAGCCGACAGACUUCUGUUCUUCCAUGAGGAGUACCUGAGGGAUCGAGAGAGGGACAGAGAGAGAAAGAGGCGUCGCUGGGCUUAGGGACCGGCCCUUCAUAUUAAAGGGCCUUAUUACUAUGGUAAUCUCUGCUUGGGGAACAGGGUACAACGCCAGGUAUCAAGGGAUUAAAAUAAGAUUUGUUCGUCAGGCUUAUUUUUCUUAGGGUUAGUUGGACUUUUUGAGUUGCAUCGUGUUAUUUUUUCUUCUUUUCUGUGUGAAAGAAAUAUGUUUAAAUAAAAAUCCUGAGAAACAAUAUCAAUGCCAUUACUUAAAGAACACGCUGGCUUGAAGUCAGCUUCCACCAUUGUGCUUGUGUUUUUUUUUUUUUUUUUUUUUUUUCUUUUUUUCUUUUUUGAUCAAAACCUUGUCGGUGGAGUUCAAUUUGUGAGUGAGUUACUAUUCCAGGAUCCGUGCUCUCCUUCCUGUUGGUGUGUGUUACCAUAUGUAUUCUAGUGUGUGUUGGGACCUGCUCUCUCCCCACUCCCCACCAAUCAGAGACAGAGACAACCUGGAACUAAAGUAGCCCAUCACUGUCGGGGAGACAAAAACUUGCACAGGUUCAGCUGGGGACGAUUGAUUUAUCGUCCUGGAUUCUGUAUCAGAGACUUGAUCAAUGACCCAACCUAUUCAGAGUGUUGCAAUCUUGUCACUGGUUGUUCAAUCAAGUAGCAUCCCCACAUAUAUGUUCAUAUUGUAUGCGAUAUGUUCAUAUUGUGGUCAUCCCCAAUGAUUCAUUCUCAUUAUUCACCUAAGGGAAAUAAAUGUUAGAUUCCUAUUUUCUGGGCAGGUAUUUCAUGUUAGCUGUGUUUAGGCUACUAGCCUUAGCCUUAUUCCGCCCUCAGUCUCUCCCAGAGCAGAGAGAGAGAUGGAGAGGCUUUGGUGUAAUUUUGUCUUGCCAAUAAAGUUAUUUUUGAAUUUCAUUGUCAGAGGGACAAAGAGUUUGUAUGGCAAAUUGUAGCAAUACCUGACUCAUUCUGGCUACUCUUGUUUAUUGCAAUAAGAAGAUUAAACAAUAAAUGUGUAUGUGAGUAAAACAUUAUAAAUGUAAUUUAAAUGGAAAAGAAACUUUAUGGUAAAUACUAUUGGUAUCAAGAGAAACCAUGGUGGAAAAAAAAAGUAAAUGUCAAUAAAUCAUCAAAUGAAAUAAUCA
Myripristis murdjan (pinecone soldierfish) is the source of this 5525-nucleotide messenger RNA. RefSeq names its product zinc finger protein 385A (gene znf385a). Gene Ontology annotation, molecular function: zinc ion binding; nucleic acid binding. Bases 706 to 2037 code for a protein of 443 amino acids. Gene Ontology annotation, cellular component: nucleus. NCBI's taxonomy places the organism in Eukaryota, Metazoa, Chordata, Actinopteri, Holocentriformes, Holocentridae. The transcript is spliced from 8 exons. The record is from RefSeq and is a predicted model, not a curated record.